Molecule: messenger RNA, 708 nt
Organism: Agrilus planipennis (emerald ash borer)
Lineage: Eukaryota; Metazoa; Arthropoda; Insecta; Coleoptera; Buprestidae
Exons: 3
Coding region: 229-687 (152 amino acids)
Source: RefSeq, a predicted model, not a curated record
UUGAACAAAAUAUAACUGAAGAAAUCUAAUAAUGUCGACGUUCGACGAUAAUAAUACAAGGAAUUAUUUUUCAGGGAACACCCAAAUCCUUCGUUAUUAAGAAGUCCGUCUUAUUACAAUUUAGCUGUUGGAAUUUCUGCCGUUGUAAUCUCAGAACUAAAUUUUCUGGCUUUACUGCCUGGAUAUUUGACGAAACGUGCCUUUACCAAAGAAGAUAUAGCUACCAUAAUGACUGUUAAUUUUACUGCCGAUUUGGCUAGUCGUCUCUGCUUCACGUUGUUAAUGGGCGUUACCAAUGUUUCCAGUCGAGUCUUGUUUUUGGGAUGUACAUUUAUCUUUAUGGUUGUACGAUUUGUUUUCACUUCAAGAUCGGAUUAUUGGUGGAUUAUGGUAACAUCCGGGUGCCUCGGUGCUAUGAGAGGUCCUCUUUACACUUUCAUCGCGUUGGUAAUUGAUGAAGAAUAUCCACAACAAUUUCCAAAAGCAUUUAGUUUUUACAUGGUUAUAAGUGGAAUUACAGCUUUUAGUGUGGGUCAAAUUUUAUAUUUCAUUGGUUAUAUGUCACAGAAUGAUGAAAUGGUGUUGCACGUACUUACCAUACUGCUCCUGGUAGUAGUUGUAACUUGGGCACCGGAAAUGCUUUACAGAAAAAUAAAAAGUAUUAAACUACUAUCUGGAAAUAAAUAAAUAAAUCUUUAACGUAUAAAU